AUGUGACGCUUGUUGAUAACCAGGAAGACGCUGCUGCCACAGUGCUAGCAAGGAGGAGAGAAAUGGAGGAUAACUUCCAGCUCGGAGAGGCUGGAGCGGUAAAAAAUGUUGCAAAGUCUGGACGGAGAGCUCGCCUUGCAACAGACCAAUCAUCAUUUGAGGAUUCUCGUUAUGUGAGGAAGUCUUCCACAUCUGCUUCAAUGGCCGAAGGCCCUCCUCCUAAACCGGCCCGGCGGCAGGGUGGCUGGGCAGAAGAAAGCUCUGGCUCUGGUUCUGCCAAAUCAUCAAGAAGACCUGCAGCUGAAGACCUGGAAGACCGCCGCCUGCGACCACAAACUCCCCAGGGAUCAGAUGAUGAAGGAGAUAUUCCAGUGAUUCCAGACCUCGAAGAAGUACAGGAAGAAGAUCUCACCAUGCAAAUUGCAGCUCCACCAAGCAUCCAGGUGAACCGGGUAAUGACCUACAGAGAUCUGGACAAUGAUCUGAAGUAUUAUUCUGCGUUCCAGACCUUAGAUGGAGAGAUUGACUUGAAGCUCCUCACCAAGGUUUUAGCGCCAGAGCAGGAGGUGAAAGAGGAUGAUGUGAGCUGGGACUGGGAUCAUCUGUUUACAGAGGUGUCCUCAGAGCUGCUGAUGGAAUGGGAUCAAGGAGAGAGUGAGGAGCAGGCCGCGCUGCCUGUAACAUGAGGAGGAGGUUUGGACUGGGAUUUUAAAUGGCUCCAGUGGGAGCUGGGUGAAUGUCCAUUACACAGAAGGGCCAGUGACUUUGGUUAUCAUAACUUUAAUUACUGUUUGUUAUCCAGAAGUUAUAUUUUGUAAAGUGUACAUAAAGUGUAUUUUAUAAAUAAAGUUCACCGUGCAGCAAACAGCGCAGUGAUGUCUUACCCUGUCUUUGUUUAGGUUUGCGAAAUUUCACCCUCUUUGUUUGUUAGUUUCUAACUUAAACAGCCAAAAGGCAAACUGAUUUUGUUUGAAAAGCUCCUCUGAAAAAAGCUGUCACAGAUAAAAAUGCCCUCCCUGCUCGGCCAGCAUUAUCAACACCCUCAUACAAGUCCAAGGUUGAUAAUCAGCUAAGCUGAAAUCCAGUUGAUUGUGUUCAAAUUAACAUUCCUCAUUAAA
Molecule: messenger RNA, 1118 nt
Organism: Epinephelus fuscoguttatus (brown-marbled grouper)
Lineage: Eukaryota; Metazoa; Chordata; Actinopteri; Perciformes; Serranidae
Gene: ift43
Product: intraflagellar transport protein 43 homolog A
Exons: 9
Coding region: 63-686 (207 amino acids)
Biological process (GO): intraciliary retrograde transport
Cellular component (GO): intraciliary transport particle A; cilium
Source: RefSeq, a predicted model, not a curated record